Messenger RNA from Hemiscyllium ocellatum (epaulette shark), 3526 nucleotides. RefSeq names its product NKAP domain containing 1 (gene nkapd1). The record is from RefSeq and is a predicted model, not a curated record. Lineage: Eukaryota; Metazoa; Chordata; Chondrichthyes; Orectolobiformes; Hemiscylliidae. The coding region runs from base 155 to 1072 and encodes 305 amino acids. The transcript is spliced from 6 exons.
CAAAACUUCACCGCCGUCCAGACACAACAAAAUAAAAUGUUAAAUCCUCCCUGUGCAAGCUUUUAUCUAAAAGGCCGAUCCCCGAUCUCAAUUUUGAUGCUGUAGCCCGAUAAUCAUUCAUCCUUUCAUCUCCCUCCCCUUAAGAACAACCACAAUGGCUCGAAUUCCCAUGGGCAAAGUUCUUCUGCGAAACGUCAUCCGUCACACAGAUGCACACAACAAAAUUCAAGAAGAGUCAGAGAUGUGGAAAAUUAGAGAAAAAGAGAAGCAUACACAUGAGAUGAGACUUUUUCAGCGGAGAAAGAAAUCCUCUGAGAGUUUGCCAGGCAAUAGAAUGCGGUGUGAUGGGUACGAUGAAGAGGAUGAGGAGAAAGACAGAAAAGCAAAUGCUGCUGCCCGUAAGCCAUUGACCACUCCACAGGAUGAGCGUGAAACAAGAUACUGGACAAAGAAGCUGUAUGAGUUUGAAGCAAGUGAUCCAAACAGAUGGGGCCACAGUGGCUACAAAGAACUUUAUCCAGAGGAGUUUGAAUCUGAGAGUGACCAAAACGGUAGCAGCGAUGAAUGCAAUGCCAACGGGACAAAAGCCAUAUGUUUGAAGUCUUCAAAAUCGAAUUCGCGAAAACGCAAGCGAUCAAGUAAAUCAAACAAAAAGAAACGCAAAAGGAAAUCCAGCAAAAAGAUGAGGAGGAAGAAACAUUUACGGAGCAGCGAUUCUUCGAGUGACAGUGAAAGCUCAGAGGAGGAGGAUUCUGAUCAGAGGAAAAGGAGGAAAGCGAAGAAGAAGCACCGCAGAAAAACUGCACGAAAGCAGAAAAAGCUUUCAUCCACCUCCUUUGAAAGCGAAAGCAGUUUGUCGCACAGCAGCGAUUCAGACACAACGAGCAAAGAUGAAAGUGAUUCAGGGAAUCAGCUGGAGAAAAGGAAAAAGAAGAGAAAGAAAAAGCAUCACAAAAACAUUCCCAAAGACGAUGGUGAUAAAGAAAUCAAAAAUAGCCGAAAGAAGAGAAAAAACUGGAAAAUAGCACACAAUGAUACUUCAGAUGACAGUGGAGAAGAUGACUUAAAUUAGAUUUGUACCUUGAAAGUCUGUCCUUAAGUUCCUAAGGAACUUACUUGAAUCAUGUAAACUGAGUCAGACUAAGAACAUAAUUUUGGUUUUAUUGACUUGAAAAGUUGUUUAGUGCUAGUUAUGAAUUUACGUUUUAUGCUUCAGAAGAUUGUUGCACAAUGCAGGCUGUACUCCAGAAAGCUCUUUCACUUGAUGUCAGUGAUGUCUACUUUAUGUAAUACUGUUCUUCCACAGUAAAUAAGGCGUGGGAUGAAGAGUUUAGGAGUAGGCCUGUUUGAAGCAGAACCAUGUGACAAGUUGUUCGAGAGCCGCUUGUCUUCUCUUGGUUAUGAAUUCUUCUCUGUACCACGCCAAAAUGCUGGAACGAUUUUGUCAUUGACUUCAGGGUUACCUGUAAUAUAUCAAGCCCUGUACCUGAUUUCAUUUUGCAGAGCUCUUUGGUCAUUUUAAACAAGCAAAGUCCACAAAAUUGCUUAGCACAUAUAAUCUGCAGUCUGCAGUUUUGUCACUGUCAUUUUGCUGGGAACUUGAGUUGUUCGUUCCAGGAAGGCAGAGAGUUUGGCAACCAAAGUGACCUUUUGUUCUGGAUUGUGGAAUCUUUCUGACUUGAGCUGUAUCGAUUGUUAUUUCUCUAAUGCAGGAACAAUUAAACAAUCAAUUUGUUUAAUUUAUGCAAUUAAAUAAAAAUUGCUUUUUGCUUAUGAAGCAAACUUCUGAUGAGUGAGAAAAGGGCAAGGUAAUCUCACUGCUCAUGUAGUGCAUCCGACUGCUGAAGCUUGAAUGGGUUAGCCUGCACAAUAGUGGAAGUCUGCAGUCAGAGAUUUUGAUACUGUCCUGCUGAAUGGCAGGAUUUGCUUUUGAUUGAACCCAGUGCCUACAGCUCUCUCUGCAAUCUAAUGCCUUUGAUCCAUUCAGCAACUAUUUGCUAGAGAACAUUGCAGCAGCUAUGUGCUUCCUGAAGAGCUCCAAACCCAGAUCCCUUGAAAUUUCAAUCGCUCGAUUGACUGAUUUCUGUUUUGGUUACUUAAGGUUAAUUAUCAUUGCAAAAUCUAUAGUUUCUAGAACAGUGAUUAACUCAAAAUGGUCAAAGUAAAGUCACGAAAGCAGAGAUGAUGGACAUUAUUUAAUGUUGGUUUAAUAAAGCACUUUUUUUUCAGUUUUAGUUUCAAACUGGAAGAAUUUUUACUUUUACAGCAUUUGUUUGCCCUUUAGUUUUCUUCCUGGCUUAGGGACACAGUUCAUUGGGUACAUUGCUCACAUGGCCAUUUCUUGUGAUAGCCUAUACAGUAAAGAAUUGCAAACUUUGUAAUAUUGGGAUUUACAUAACUUUAGCCCUAUCAGAUGUUCAGUUAAUGCACACACACACACAUGCACUUUCCAAAUGACAGUUUUGAACAAGAAUCCAUAAAGCUCGGGGAUGCUGAAGCUUAUAGUGACCUUCCCACCUGCUGUAAUGGCUGCAAUCACGAAUGUUGCUCCGAAAAUAAAAAUACUCUGGCCUUUAUAACUUUCCUCAUUAAUUCUUUGAAGACUUAACAAUUUGAGCUUUUUUUAUUUUUGGGUUUUUGUUUAUCCGAGCCUUUUCUUCCCCAUGUUUUUUCUGACUGGCAGAUUCAGUGUUUCAGAAGCACUGGCAGCAAGGCUAGCCAGGUGGUGUCAGUGGGUUGUUUGAAUAUACAACACCUGAAUGGGGUGAUUGUGAUUAAUGAGAAUUGACCUGACCGUUAGUUACAUAUUGAAUAAAACUAGUGUGCCUAUAACUUUGCGCUGUUAGUCUUUAAACGAUCCUGAUUUAUCUUUUGAUUUCUUGGGAAUUAAACGUAUGUCCCAAUGUGGUUGAAUUCCAUCUGGAUUCAAAUUGCUGGAUUUUGGUGGAAAGCAUUUACUUCAAAUGACGAAGGGACUGGACGUAUUCUAAUUAUGAAGUUUUUUUUAAGUUCAUGACAUUUAAUGGGAACUGUUCUUUUAAAUUAAAAGUGGCGACAUCGUUUUUGGCAGGAAGCAGCUAAUUUCUGCGCCAUGUUUGUACAAAUCACAGGCUCUAUGGUAACAGUAUUAACAUUUUGUGCACAGAUAGCAGUAGCUUUUUUUUAUUAUAUCCUCCACCUGCUGAAGCUAUGAACCAAUAAAUAUUUUCUGCAGCAAAACAUUGAUGUAGAUGUUGAAACUUGGGUUCUGGUGAGCCUUCGACAUAAGGGAAUUGAGCCUUAGUUUAAAAGUAUUCACUGCUUUAUGUACAAUUGGUGUAUUUAAGCCCUUGUUCUAUAAAUAGAACGAUUGUGGGUGCUGCUUGUUAAUAUACAAGGUUAACUGUGGAAUAUUCCUGCCAAUAUCUGUUGGUGUUGUCUUUUCCCAUGUUACUAAGUGACAGUUUUUUUUAAACAAUCCAUUUUGUAUUUAACCUUUAGAAUAUUAAAGCAUGAUUUUUGCUUAAUAAACAUUUUAACACUUUGA